AUGGCACACUACUACGAAGCGGAGCUCAAACGACCAAAGUCAUUCAACUUUGCGACAGAUGUUGUCGAUUACUGGGCCGCGAAUCCUCCUCCAGGUCCGGCCAUGCACUGGAUAUCUCAAGAUCGCAAGACGGAGCGAGUGCUGUCAUUCGAACACUUCAGCAGACAAUCUCAUCGCUUGGCAGUCUUGUUCCGAGAGAAACUUGGAGUACAGCCUGGCGAGAAGAUGCUGAUCAUCAUGCCACGUUUGCCAGAAUGGUGGGAAAUUGCAACUGCAGGUGUCAGAUCUGGAAUUGUUAUAUGCCCGGCAACGACCCUUCUGGUUGACAAAGACAUUGAGUACCGAGUGAAAAGAUCUGGAGCGUCGGUGUUCCUCGGAGACGCAGUAGCUGUUCAGAAGCUGUUGAGGAUACGGAAGAAUUGUCCAUCGAUCAAGCAUGUCUUCCAGCUGGAUGGUAAAGCUCAGGACGGCGUUGUACUUCUUAGUGAAGCAUUGCGAUCCGUUCCUGAGAAUGCUAGAUACACCGGACCUAAACCGGAUGUGAAAGAUCCUUCAAUCAUAUACUUUACCUCAGGCACUACUGGACCUCCGAAGAUGGUUCAGCAUAAUCAGAUUUCGUACCCCUUGGCUCAUACUAUUACUGGCAAGCACUUCCACCGUCUUGAGCCUGGACAUCUCUCUUGGGUGCUGGCAGAGCAGGGCUGGGCUAAAGCAGGCUGGUCAUUCUUUGGGAGCUGGAACGCCGGUGCGGGUCUCUUUAUUUACGAUGACCGAAAAGCAUUCAGUGCUCGUGAUACCAUCGACGUUCUCCAUGAAUAUCCCAUCACAACUCUAUGUGCCCCGCCGACGAUAUACCGGCAAUUGGUCCUGGACGACAUGGUGCGGCACUACGAACAGAACCUUCCAAAGGCAUUGCAACAUUGUACCGGAGCGGGCGAGCCACUUAACCCCGAGGUUAUUCGAUUGUGGUUGGAAAGUACCGGCCUUGAAAUCUGCGAUGGUUUUGGGCAGACAGAGACGGUUCUCCUUUGUGGUAACUUUAGAGGAAAUGUUAUCAGGCCGGGCUCAAUGGGCAAACCUUCACCAGGUGUUCCUCUCUUCGUUGUAGAUGAACAGGGAGAGGUGACCGCAGAUGACGCUGAGGGGGACAUUGCGAUCAAGGUUGACCUUUUGGAGAAGUCCAACUUCUUCGGCAUCUUUGACGGCUAUCUCGAAGAUGGCAAGCUUGACAGGAGGCUGCGAGAUUCCAAGGAGAAGGAUGUCGCCUGGUAUUGCACUGGAGAUCGAGCAACGAGGGACAAAGACGGCUACCUUUGGUUUCUCGGGCGAAAUGACGAUGUGAUCAACAGCUCAGGCUAUCGGAUUGGGCCAUUCGAAGUCGAAUCCACGUUGAAACAGCACCCGGCUGUGGUUGAAAGUGCCGUGGUAUCAUCGCCUGACUCGGCGCGAGGAGAGGCUGUCAAGGCUUUCAUCGUCCUCACACCGCAGGCGUCUAAAGAUGGGAGUGAGAAGCUCAUUCGGGAACUUCAGGACUUUUGCAAGGAGCAUGCCGCACCGUAUAAAUAUCCUCGGAAGAUUCRAUUUGUGGCUCCUGACUUCCUACCCAAGACGAUAUCUGGGAAAAUUCAAAGGAAGAAACUGAAGGAGAUGGAGUGGGAGCAAGGUGCAAAGUCGAAAUUGUAG
Ramularia collo-cygni is the source of this 1683-nucleotide messenger RNA. RefSeq names its product related to Acyl-coenzyme A synthetase ACSM5, mitochondrial. The coding region runs from base 1 to 1683 and encodes 560 amino acids. Gene Ontology annotation, biological process: acyl-CoA metabolic process; fatty acid biosynthetic process. The transcript has 5 exons. The record is from RefSeq and is a predicted model, not a curated record. Gene Ontology annotation, molecular function: fatty-acyl-CoA synthase activity; fatty acid ligase activity. Lineage: Eukaryota; Fungi; Ascomycota; Dothideomycetes; Mycosphaerellales; Mycosphaerellaceae.